This is a messenger RNA of Pomacea canaliculata, 3217 nucleotides long. RefSeq names its product Bardet-Biedl syndrome 7 protein homolog. Gene Ontology annotation, cellular component: BBSome; membrane; ciliary basal body. NCBI's taxonomy places the organism in Eukaryota, Metazoa, Mollusca, Gastropoda, Architaenioglossa, Ampullariidae. The record is from RefSeq and is a predicted model, not a curated record. Gene Ontology annotation, biological process: intracellular transport; intracellular protein localization; non-motile cilium assembly. Gene Ontology annotation, molecular function: protein binding.
UAACAUGAUUUCACUAAAAUACUUUUCUGUCUUCUGAAUAGUUUAUUUAUUUUCAUUAGUGAUUCUGUGCAGAGCAUGUACACAUCUGCAUUCUUCCGUGGUUUAGAUCGCGCGUAAUAUUUAUGAUUCUGUUGUGUGUUUUGUAAAGCCAUCAAGAUGAUGGAACUAAAUCUGACACGUGUUGACUACCUACAGGCAGGAACAACAUCACCAAGAACAAUGUGUCUGCUACCUAUUUCAGGAAAACUCCAGAGGGUUGCAGUUGCUGACAAUGAUGGAUUGCUUCAGGUGUUUAGUAUAAAGAAGGGAGAAGUACAGAAUGUUUUCAAGACCACAUUGCAUCAGAAAGUAACACGGCUCUGCCUCGGAGGUCAACCAGGGGCACAGAGAGACCGGAUAUUUCUUAGUGUGGGAUCAGAGGUCAAAGGAUUUUCAAGGAAAGGCAAAAACUUCCUCAGUUUCACUACAAAUAUGACUGAGCCCAUACAGAGUAUGUAUGUGGAAGGCCCAGACCUAUUUGCCUGUGGGAAGUUUGUUUACAAUCACUACCGUGACUGCAAAGACACAAAUUACAUGCUGUGUGGAGAUAAAAUCAAUGAUGUUCUUUGCUUACCAACUCAUAUGGUACAAGAAGUCACACCAGUCCUUGCAUGUCAGGACCGAGUUCUUCGUAUCCUGCAGGAAUCAGAGCUCUUGUAUGAAGUCGAGGUACCAGGCCCUCCCAUGUGUCUGCAUCUGUCUGACAACUCUGGAGGUGAGAAUGGCAAUGAAGUGUUAUAUGGGACAUCUGAUGGAAGAGUGGGGCUUGUACAGAUUGGAAAAUUAGCACCAUUGCACAAGUGGGAACUUCCAAAUGAGAAAAGGAGUGGCGGUGUCCUGUGCAUGGACAACUAUGAUAUUACAUCUGAUGGUGUUCAGGACCUCAUCUUGGGACGAGAUGAUGGCCAGGUGGAGAUAUACAGUUUUGAUGAGGCAGAUGAGCCUGUUCUUAGAUUCAGCCAUACAUGUUCAGAGAGUGUGAACUCAGUACAAGGAGGUGUGGUAUCUACUGCAGGCUAUGACGAAAUUGUUUGUUCCACCUAUGCAGGCUGGGUUUAUGGGCUAACCUCAGAGCAGCAGAUGAAGCAAAUGGGUCCUACAGAAGUAGCGGUAGAUGCAGUGGCUGUUGCCAAGAUCACUAACCUCAAGACUGAGCUUGAUUCCCUGCAGCAAAAGGUUACCACUGAGCGAGAGUACCAGCAGUCAGCUUUCUCUAGCUCAGCAGUAUCUGCCAUUCCCCUGUUCCACAUCAAUGACAAGUAUGUGCUGAAUCGUGAGGAUGCCAGCUAUACCCUCAGCCUGGAAUUGCAGACACCCAUUGAUAAUGUCCUGCUGCAGAGUGAUGUGCCAGUGGACCUACUGGAUGUGGAGAAGAAUUCUGCAGUUAUCAGCUAUAGUGCCUGUAAGCCUGAGGAGGGCAAUUUUCUCCUAGCCACAUAUCGUUGUCAGGCCAGCACCACGCGUCUUGAACUCAAGAUUCGCUCCAUUGAGGGUCAGUAUGGGACUCUGCAGGUGUACAUCACACCCCGUCUACAGCCCAAGACUUGUCAGCUCCGGUGUUACCCUAUCAAACCCCUCUCACUUCAUCAGCGAACACAUGUCUUUGAUGAGAAUAGGCCCAUGAAUACAUUGAAGCUAUCAGGGCAAUUCAGCUUGGCAGAAAUGCAUGCAUGGGUAAACUUCAGUCUGCCAGAGGUUCCUGAACGCCCACCUGCAGGGGACAUAACAUCUUUUCAAUUUGUGUCCACAUUCCUUGGUACACAGCUUGAUUGCACUUACAGGAAAGGGGAGGCUGUGUUUAGGUCAGACAACAUCUCUACCAUUGCCAUCCUAAAGGACGUGCUAUCCAAAGAGGCAACCAACAAAAAGAUACGCCUUGACAUUUCUUAUGAUAUAAAAGAGGAAUCUAUACCACAUACCUUAAACUUGCUGCAUCCUCGACUUGAGUAUCAGCUACUACUGGCAAAAAAAGUUCAACUUAUAGAUGCCCUCAAGGAGCUGCAGGUCAGUGAAGGUGACCUCAGCUUCAUGUCCCCAGAAUACCAGCAGAUUGUUGAGAAUGCUGACAGUCUGCAGGCUGAAUUCAAACGCCAGCCCUGCCACUUGGAACGACUCUAUGGCAUGAUCACAGACCUCUUCAUUGACAAGUUUAAAUUCAAGGGCCAGAAUGUUCGGAGCAAAGUCCCAGCACUGAUGGAACUUUUAGACCACUAUGAUUAUAACACUCUGGCACAGUUCUUUGAGAAUGCUUCAUAAUUAUACAACUAAAUGCAGACAUUUCUAGACCAGAAACUAAUCCUUUGUAUGUGCAUCCUUUAGUCAUCUUCGUGGGUGGGAAUUCUUUUUCAGCAGUUACAAGUUUGAAUAUUUACUGAGGCAACUCUUGAUAAUCAAAACUUUCAUCUUAGGCAUUAGAUCUAUUUUUUUUUUAAGUUGUAAAACCAGUUCUUUGAAUUUGAAAACCUUUUUUCCCAAUAGUUCAAACAUUCCAAGGUCCAAACAAAGACUUAGAAGAAAAAAGUGUAAGGAAAUUCGCUAAAACUUGCUCCAUGUAACCAUUAUUUCCUAAAUUGUCAACAUAACUAAAUGAUGAUGUGCAUUUUACAUCUGAGAUCACACAAGUUGAAGAACUGUGUUCUAUGGAUAUCAAGAAGAAUAUUUUGGCUUUUUUUCAUUAUUAUUCUGCAUGUUAGUCAAUCACUUAGUUCCAUGCAUUCAAGAAAAAGCCUGCUGUGGAAUAAACAAUUUUAAUUAAAUAUUAAUCACCUGAAUAUUUUGAUAAGAUUCUAUCAACCUUGCCUCUCAAGAAUUAAAAGAUCUACAUAGGUAAUAUGGAUCAGAACAAAUUUAAGAUGGCUUACUUUCUAUUAGGAUUUUCUUAUUUUACUUUCUGCACCAAUCACAAGGUAACAAAAACCUAGCUCGAUAGGGAAAAUGAUUACUGGUUUCUAAAGAGGAAUGCAAUUGAUAUGGAUCAUUUUCAUUUCAUGAGAGGUAUGUUUUCAUAAUUUGUCUGGUUGACACGUCUUUGAUAAAAGAUUUAAGACUCACUUCAAUUGAUGUGUGUCGCUGGUAUUACUGAACUGUGUAGGUAUGUGCCCAUGCACUUGCCUAUGUAUGAGUAUAAGUGUGUGUGUGUGUGCACAAUAAACUGGUCUGCCACUGGCAUCCAUUAGCA